UAAUUUUGGCUAUUACAGAGCCAGACUUUGCUUUCUAUUUUGUUCACUUUCCAUUGGGUGGAUUGAAACACCCCUGUAUUAUCCAACAGUGGUAUCGCCCAAUAAAAUAUAUAGUCCUCAGGUGUGUUGACCCAUGUAGGGCGGUAAACGACCUGCCAUAUUGGUUUUGCGUUAUCAAAACGCUGUCAUCUGUACAAUUAAAGAUGGGGGAAAGGAUUCAAGUCCAAAGAAGCUUUAUUUGUUCUUUUGUCAACUGCAAUGCCACCUUCAAUAAAUCAUGGAAAUUAGAUGCCCAUCUUUGCAAGCACACAGGUUUGAAACCCUUCUCGUGCGAGAACUGUGACAAGAGCUUUUGUACCCGCUACCAGCUCACCAGACACGGGCUGAGCCACAGUGGAGAGAAGCCAUACACCUGUCAGGCUGCAGGAUGCUCCGAGGCCUUUGUCACACAUGCCAGCAUGAAGAAUCACAUAGCUCGCAUUCACCAGCACCAGGAGAAGCACUAUAAGUGUGACCAUGUGCACUGUGGGAUGGAGUUCAAUAAGAAGAACCAACUCAAAACACACCAGAUUAAACACACACAGCUGCUGCCUUUUCCGUGCAUCUUUGAGGGCUGUAAGAGAGAAUUUGCUGCUCCCGGAGAACUGAAGCGCCAUGAGAAAGUACACCAAGGUUACCCCUGUGCUGUGGAGGACUGUCCAUUCCAGGGGAAGACUUGGUCAGAGUAUCAGAAGCACAGGAAGGCUGUGCACAGAAUCAAGCUACAGUGUGAUGGCUGCAGUAAGAUGUUCCUGGAGGCAUGGUUUUUGAAGCAGCACCAGCUGCGGGUCCACUCUGGUGUGCCCAAGAGGGUGUUCCAGUGCGCCGACGCUGGGUGUGAGAAGACCUUUACCACCCACUUCAAACUGGAGAACCACGUUGUGUCAGACCAUGAGGGCAAGAUGGCAUUCUCCUGUACCCACGAAGGCUGUGGCAAGCGCUUCGCUAUGCAGGAGAGUUUGAGACUACACCGAGUGGUUCAUGACCCAGAGAGGAAAAAGCUGCAGAAGGUGCGCCCUAAAAAGAACAAGCCUUUGAGUCAGAAGAUGACGUUGGGGCCAGCCUCCACACAGGCUGAGACCAGCAGACUGGCUGACCAACUCCAUAACACCAGCUUGGGCUACUCUACAUCAUAACACCAGCUUGGGCUACUCUAACCUGGACUGGUCCAUCAGAACCAUGGGGGGAGGUAGUAAUCUGAAACCUGUGGAACAGGAACCUAUUCUUUGCUAUUUGUCAAGCGGUUUAGUUAGUUUUCAAGAGCUGAAUUUCAGUUUAUGUAUUGAACACUUAUCUAAUAAAUCCUCACCAAUGCA
This is a messenger RNA of Salvelinus fontinalis (brook trout), 1355 nucleotides long. It is a transcript of the gene gtf3ab, whose product is annotated as general transcription factor IIIA, b. Gene Ontology annotation, cellular component: nucleus. NCBI's taxonomy places the organism in Eukaryota, Metazoa, Chordata, Actinopteri, Salmoniformes, Salmonidae. The transcript has 9 exons. The record is from RefSeq and is a predicted model, not a curated record. The coding region runs from base 204 to 1175 and encodes 323 amino acids.